Prunus avium (sweet cherry) is the source of this 1203-nucleotide messenger RNA. The record is from RefSeq and is a predicted model, not a curated record. Lineage: Eukaryota; Viridiplantae; Streptophyta; Magnoliopsida; Rosales; Rosaceae.
AUGUCUACAAGUGGUAUUCUCAUUGUGUCACUAUAUGUAGAUGACAUUAUCUACACAGGAAGCUCAAAGGAAAUGAUGGCUGAGUUUAAGAAUGAGAUGAUGAGGCAAUAUGAGAUGAUUGACCUAGGAUUGCUUCAUCAUUUCCUUGGUCUUGGAGUUCUACAAACUGAUACUUGCAUCUUCUUACACCAGAAGAAGUAUGCAAAGACUUUGCUUGACAAGUUUGGACUCAAGGAUUGCAAGUUUGUUGCAACACCACUGGCUGUGAAUGAAAAAUUGUCAAAAAUGGAUGGAAGUGAUCUAGCUGAUGAGACUUUGUAUAGGAAAAUGGUGGGGAGUUUGCUCUACCUAACUGCAACCAGACCAGAUAUCAUGUUUGCAGCAAGCCUCUUGGCUAGAUUCAUGCAUAAUCCAACUAAGAAGCACAUGGGAACAACAAAGAGGGUGCUGAGAUACAUUCAAGGUACUAUGAAUUAUGGAAUUGCUUAUGAAAAGGGAAAAGGAGUAGUGCUAAUAGGUUAUUGUGAUAGUGAUUGGAGUGGAACUGAGGAUCACAUGAGAAGCACAUCAGGUUAUGUUUUUAACUUGGGGUCAGGUGUGUUUUCUUGGGCUUCAAUCAAGCAAAGCAGUGUUGCUCUUUCAACUGCAGAGGCUGAGUAUAUUAGUGCAGCAGAAGCUACUGCACAAGCUAUUUGGCUGAGGUUUGUGUUAUCAGAUUUUGGGGAAGAGCAAGUAGAACCAACUCAAUUGCUAUGUGACAACACUUCAGCUAUUGCUAUAUCGAAGAAUCCAGUUCAUCAUCACAAAACCAGACAUAUCAAUCGAAGUGUUGCUCUUUCAACUGCAGAGGCUGAGUAUAUUAGUGCAGCAGAAGCUACUGCACAAGCUAUUUGGCUGAGGUUUGUGUUAUCAGAUUUUGGGGAAGAGCAAGUAGAACCAACUCAAUUGCUAUGUGACAACACUUCAGCUAUUGCUAUAUCGAAGAAUUCAGUUCAUCAUCACAAAACCAGACAUAUCAAUAGAAGGUUUCAUUUAAUUCGAGAUGCACUUCAAGAUGGUGAGAUUGAUCUACUAUAUUGCAAAACUGAAGAGCAACUUGCUAAUAUUUUCAUUAAGCCUUUGGCAAGGGAUCGGUUUGAAUAUCUAAGGAGCAAGCUUGGAGUUAUUUCAGCUAAACACUUAGAAGGGAGUGUUGAAGUAUAA